CUUACAUCUAAACAGCAUUUCUCAGGUUAAGGUUUGUUUAUAUAAAAACAAUCACCUACAACUUUCCGCAAUGGAAUAAUCCUAUAUAAAAUUGAACAAUGCUGUAAUUAUUGAGAUCCCAGUGAUUAUUACUAUAACAAUGGACGGCGCAGCACCAUCUACGUCGGGUUGUGCGAUGCCCUUGCAUCUGAAACGCCUUGAAAAGGCUCUGGACAUGAAAGUUUUACUCGAUGAGUACUCAAAGUGUUCAUAUUUUGUGGAUUCUGAUGGUUCUGAGAAUGGUUUCGACUCGGAUAUGAAACUAGACGAAGACGAUGACUUUAAAGAUAGUGAUAUGGGUGAAAACCCUUUAAUCAACAUAGAAUGCAAUGAUAUUGAACGUUCGUGGCUAGCAGAUAUACUACAAGAAGAAUGUUUGUUAGAACAUAGUUCACCAGCUGAAGAAUUAAAUUUAUUGAUGAAAUUACACAUCAAACGAAAAAAGAUUGCUGCUCAUGCCAGUGCAGAGUUAUUAGAGCAGAAUAUGUAUUAUGGUACUGGAUUAUUAUCUAAUUUUGAUAAAUAUCCAGAGAAUAAAAAGACUCAAAGAUCUGUGAAGAGAAAAAGAGAGGAGGAGAAUAAGAAACAAGCUGUUGAGGUGCAAAAUGAUGGACAUGGUGAACAUUCAGACUUUGAUUUUGAACAACUUGAUCAAUCAUUGAUAGAUGAAGAUGCAAUUAAAGUGGAACCACAAGCACGACCGCAUAAAGGUGAUUCAAGCAAAAAGAAUCAAAAGAAGAAGUUUAAAGAUGAAGAAUCCAAGAAAAAGUGGGAGGAUAUGAUGUAUAAUCGUCGAAGAAAAUCGUUUUCAAAUAUGGUGAAGAAAGAAGUUGGUAAACAGCAGAGAGCUAAAGUUAAUCGGCAUAAAGAAGCUCUGCUGCAGAAUAAAAAGAUAGCGAUGGCGUGUCAGAAAGUGCAAAGAAAUAAAGCGUUGCAAUCAGCAAGAGUUGUAAAAGAGUUACAAUGGCGUAUGAAACGCCUGGCACGUGAAAACCUAGCGUAUUGGAAGCGAUCGAAGCGCGUAGAUCGCGAAAUUCGUCGUAAACUCGAAAAAGAAGCCGAGGAACAACGUAAAAUCGACUAUGAAUUAGUCGAAGCUAAGCGACAACAACGCAAAUUGAACUUUUUGAUCACACAGACCGAAUUAUACGCGCAUUUCAUGUCGAAAAAGUUAGGAGAUUCUUCUCCGGAGGAACAGUUAAGAAUAUUAAACCAACUGGAUGAAGAAAAAAUACCUAGAUUAGCUGCUAUUGAUGAUUAUAACUGUGAUGUAAUGAAAGCAAGAGCUAUAAGAAAUGCCCAAGAUGCGUUUCAAAGUGAACGUGCACGUACCAAACAGUUUGAUCUGCAGGAUAAUGAAGAAAGAAGAACUUUGGAUGCGGAUGAUGGCGAGUUUGGCCAGCCGUCGAUAUUUAAAGGCACAUUGAAAGCUUAUCAGUUGCGCGGGAUGAACUGGUUGGCGAAUUUGUACGAUCAGGGAAUAAGUGGUAUUCUUGCUGAUGAGAUGGGCUUGGGGAAAACUGUGCAGAGUAUUGCAUUUUUAAGUCAUUUGGCUGAAGUUCAAGAUCUCUGGGGACCGUUUUUAGUCAUUUGUCCUGCAUCUACGCUGCAUAACUGGCAGCAGGAGUUUGCGAAAUUUGUGUCUGAGUUUAAAGUUGUUCCUUAUUGGGGAAAUCCUACAGAUAGAAAAAUUUUGCGGCAGUUUUGGAAUCAAGACUCUCUGCACACGAAAGAAUCAGGUUUUCAUGUGGUGAUUACAAGUUAUCAGAUAGUCAUCUCUGACGUGAAAUAUUUCAACCGAAUUAAAUGGCAAUACAUGGUAUUGGAUGAAGCGCAAGCUAUAAAAAGCACCAGCAGUAUGCGUUGGAAGACUUUACUAGGCUUCAACUGCCGUAAUCGCCUGUUAUUAUCAGGCACACCUAUCCAAAACAGUAUGGCGGAGCUCUGGGCCCUUCUACAUUUCAUCAUGCCAACAUUAUUCGACUCACACGAAGAAUUCAACGAAUGGUUCUCGAAAGAUAUCGAAAGUCACGCGGAAAACAAAACCGGAAUCGAUGAAAAACAUUUAUCAAGACUCCACAUGAUUCUCAAACCAUUCAUGUUACGAAGAAUCAAAAAAGACGUCGAAAAUGAACUCUCUGACAAGAUAGAAAUCAUGGUCUACUGCCCACUGACAACCCGACAGAAGUUAUUAUACAUGGCGUUGAAGCAAAAGAUUCACAUUGAGGACCUGUUGCAUUACACAGUCGGCGGAGGCGAUUCACACUCAGUAGAUAAAAAUUUCACAUCGAAUCUGAUGAAUUUAGUCAUGCAAUUCCGAAAAGUCUGCAAUCAUCCCGAACUUUUCGAGAGGAGAGACGCAAAGUCACCGAUUUACUUACAACCACAAAGUUAUACCAUUCCAUUCAUGGUUUAUGACAUCAAUAUACCCAAAACAAUGCAUUUUAAACUCAAGGAAAAGUUUUUGUUUACUAAAGAGUACAUACAUGAAAAUAUCACAAAUUCAAUGAGUUUAUUCAGAUUCGCGCUUAGUUUAAAACUAUCUAGUCAGGAAUUGUAUGAAAUCUUUAUGGGAAAUGUCUUGGAAAGGUGGAAAUGUGGUUUUGACUUUGAAAAACGUACGAAUCGUGACUACAUCCGCUAUAACACAUCCGAAACCAAAACGGAUUUCAGUUUAUUAGUGAAUUACGCACUGAAAUUGCAAAUGGCGGAAGUUGCCGGCAGUUUAAUCCUACAAAACCUGCUUUUCACCUGGGGUAAUGCCGCAUCUAAAGUAAUCUACGCCCAUUUGGAGCAUUCCUAUCACUCGAUGCCGGAAACAGUUGAACAUCGUAAUAUACGCAUUAAGAAUAAAAAUUCUAACCUACAAAACACUAACACGGAGAUUAAACUUGAAGAAAUUCCGUAUAUUGAACGAGUUUCGCAGAUAUUCGAAUGUGAACCGACAUCAUUUCCGCAAUUUUUAUUCUGUGCGACUCCUAAAGUAACAACGCAACAUCCUGCGCUUUAUUGUUACUCACGCCGAGCUGCUUAUGAUUAUAAGAGACAUGUUGAUGAUUGGUCAUGGAACGCACUUAAUUAUUACUGGCAGAAAUCAAGCGGUGAAGAGUUAACUAAGAAGAAAACGUUGAAAUUAUCUCUACCGCCGGGACCAGUUGAUAUUUUACGACCAAGAGCUGGAUGGUCGAACAUAACCAUACCUGAUAAAGAAACUUUGGUCACUGAUUCAGGGAAAUUGUUCGUUUUGGAUGGUUUAUUGAAGAAUUUGAAAGAAAACGGGCAUAGAGUGUUGAUUUAUUCACAGAUGACGAAAAUGAUUGAUUUAUUAGAGGAAUAUAUGUGGCAUAGGCAUCAUAAAUACAUGCGCCUUGAUGGAUCAUCGAAAAUAUCGGAACGGAGAGAUAUGGUUGCUGAUUUUCAAGCGCGCGCGGACAUUUUUGUCUUUUUGCUGUCGACGCGAGCGGGCGGAUUGGGAAUUAAUCUGACUGCGGCUGACACUGUGAUAUUUUACGACAGCGACUGGAAUCCUACCGUGGAUCAACAAGCGAUGGACAGGGCACAUCGUCUUGGUCAAACGAAACAAGUCACUGUGUAUCGACUCAUAUGCAAAGGAUCUAUUGAAGAAAGAAUUCUACAACGCGCGCGGGAAAAGUCAGAAAUUCAAAAUUUGGUUAUUAGUGGCGGUAGUUUUAAACCAGAAACAUUGAAGCCUAAAGAAGUGGUGUCUUUGUUGUUGGAUGAUGAAGAAAUCGAAAUGAAAUAUCGUCAAAAGGCCGAGGAGAGAAAGGCGAUUGAAGAUAUGCGCGAGCUCGAUCGGAAGCGAAAAUACGCCAACGCCCAAAAGGCUGCCGCUUCGAGCGCUGCUCUACAACUCGCGAGUGCCAAUGCAGAAGCUGCCAAACCGAUGAAAAUUAAAAUCGAGGAAGGCGUGGACGAUCAACUGCUUAGCGUGGAUUCUGUGAUGAGUUCACCGCACAGUGAAACUUCAGCGGAUGUUAACAACUCGGAUGAUUUCACGGAUAAUAGUUUACUUGAUGUUGAUACAUGGGAAACACCCACAAAAAUCUUUGGAUCUUAUUCACCAAGUAUGAAAAUGCGUAACAUCCCACGUGGAUCAACCAAACGUGGACGUCCGAGAGGCUCAAGAAGAAUACCACCUUUAGAGACAGGUAGCACAACACCGGAACCAACAACCUCGAGUACCACUCCACCUUCGAUAGGUGUAGGUUCAGGUUUAGGCUAUGAACCGCCCACGGCGUGGCAGACGAUGCCGAGCUUACCCUCGGCCGGAAGCUGCUCCUCGAUGCGCCGCGGUCCAGGCCGCCCGCGGCUCAAACCAGGCGGGCCGCCUGCCAACGUGGGCGCCAGGGGGUUGUACAAGCCGCGCAAGCCGGCGAAACCCUUACCGGUGCCACUUCCAGGCGAUGCCAACACGUCUACUUCGUAUUCUUUCUUUAAUAUCACGCCAAAAGAGCAGGAAUGAUGUGUGUUUGAUUUGUAAUCAUGGAUGUAGUAAUAUUAUUCGAUUUGUCUCUGUGUUUUUCAUUAAAAUAUCAAAAAUU
Dalotia coriaria is the source of this 4601-nucleotide messenger RNA. It is a transcript of the gene Ino80, whose product is annotated as chromatin-remodeling ATPase INO80. The transcript is spliced from 15 exons. NCBI's taxonomy places the organism in Eukaryota, Metazoa, Arthropoda, Insecta, Coleoptera, Staphylinidae. The record is from RefSeq and is a predicted model, not a curated record. The coding region runs from base 140 to 4522 and encodes 1460 amino acids. Gene Ontology annotation, cellular component: Ino80 complex. Gene Ontology annotation, molecular function: ATP-dependent chromatin remodeler activity; ATP binding; DNA binding. Gene Ontology annotation, biological process: DNA repair; chromatin remodeling.